GGCCCGCGUCCCCGCCAGUUAUUAUAGCGGCCGCGGGCGGCGACUGUUGCUUCGGGGUCGGCGCGGAGGGCGACAUGGCGGCUGUGCUGCUCGCGCUGCUGGGCUUCGCGCUGCUGGGCGUCCAGGGCGCCGCCGGGGCUGCUGGCUUUGUAAGGUCGCCCCUGUCGCAGGAGAGGUGGGCAGGGGGCAGCGUGGAGCUGCACUGUGAGGCUGUGGGCAGGCCUGUCCCCGAGAUCCAGUGGUGGUUUGAAGGGAGUGGUCCCAACGACACCUGCUCCCAGCUCUGGGACGGCGCCCGGCUGGACCGCGUCCACAUCCACGCCACCUACCGCCAGCACGCGGCCAGCACCAUCUCCAUCCACAAGCUCACUGCAGAGGACGCAGGCACCUACGAGUGCCGGGCCAGCAACGACCCGGACCGUAACCACCUGACCCGGGCACCUAGGGUCAAGUGGGUCCGAGCCCAGGCGAUCGUGCUAGUCCUGGAACCCGGUGCAGUGACUACUUCUGUGGAUGAGGCGGAUUCCAAGACUGUCCUCAGCUGCUUCCUAAACCACAGCGCCACAGAGAUUGCUGGCCACCGCUGGGUGAAGGCGGGCAAGGUGCUGAAGGAGGACUCGCAGCCCAGCCUGAUGACCCAGUUUGAGGUGGACCCGGAUGACUACUCAGGAGAAUACUCGUGCAUCUUCCUCCCCGAGCCAACGGGCAGGGCCAACAUCCCGCUGAUCGGGCACCCCAAGGUUAAGGCCGUGAAGAAGUCGGAGCAUGCCACCGAGGGGGAGUCGGUCACGCUGGCCUGCAAGUCCGAUUCCUUCCCCUCCAUCACAGAAUGGAGCUGGUUCAAGACAGCCGAAUCCGGAGACCAGGUCAUUGUGAACGGCUCCCAGAGCAAGUUCUUUGUGAGCUCCUCUGGGGCCAAGUCAGAGCUGCGCAUCGACAACCUGGACAUGAGCUCCGACCCUGGCAAGUACGUGUGCAACGGCAGCAGCACACAGGGCUCCGACCAGGCCGAGAUCACGCUGCGCGUCCGCAGCCGCUUCGCCGCGCUCUGGCCCUUCCUGGGCAUCGUGGCUGAGGUGCUGGUGCUGGUCACCAUCAUCUUCAUCUAUGAGAAACGCCGGAAGCCUGACGAUGUUGCAGACGACGACGAUGCGGGUUCCGCACCCCUGAAGGGCAGCUCGCAGCACAUGAACGACAAGGAUAAGAACAUCCGCCAGAGGAACUCCACCUGAGCCAGGUGGACUUGGGCUGAGCUCCCCGCCAUCAUCUGUCUGCGGCAUCACCUCCUGCCAGCAUCCAUUCCCAGCGUUUGCAAAGUUCUAAAUUCUCUCACCCCUUAAAGAAAAUCCACCCCAAGAGCAAACCAAUUGUAGAUUCAAAUCAUAUAUUUUUCUUUCUUUCUUUCUUUUUUUUUAAACUAAACUAGGGUUUUCUAUGUAUAGAAUUCUGUUCCUUAGGGUUUUUUUUUCCUUUUUAAAUGUUUCACGAGAGCCCCAGGGAGUUGCUGUGGUCCUCGAGGCCUUCGAGCCAUCCCUGUGGCUUUUAGCCACCGGGUCUGAGUCACGGUGGGGGCAGGGGCAGCCCUCUCCGCUGGCCCAAGUCAGUGCCAAGUCCCUGCCCUUUGCGGAAGGUCACAGGUCAUGCGAGGUGUCCAGCAUCCUGCCUGUCUGAAGCCAAUGCUGUCUAGUCGUGCCCUGCCUUUUGUUUUAUUUUUAUUUUCUGAAGGCCACAGGCCUGGUGGCUCUGACCUCUUGGCUGCAGAGGAUGCACCCACCCGCACUCAGGGUGACCCCUUCACAGCUCCCAAGUGACACCCAGGUCCCCUUCCAUGGCUGUGCAUCCGGUGGCGGGGCUGUCGGGGCAACUCUCGGGGUUUGCCGGGGAACUGGUGCUGCAGCCAGGGCUCCACAACUGCAGGAACCUCCUCCCAGCUUGGCCCACAGAGGACAGCUCUCUCUUCACUGUGUCAGGGCUCAUGUGGGAACCCCCUUCUCCUGCCGACCCCUCACCAAUAAAUACUGACCCUACCUUGUC
Messenger RNA from Lemur catta (Ring-tailed lemur), 2034 nucleotides. It is a transcript of the gene BSG, whose product is annotated as basigin (Ok blood group). Lineage: Eukaryota; Metazoa; Chordata; Mammalia; Primates; Lemuridae. Gene Ontology annotation, molecular function: cell adhesion molecule binding. Gene Ontology annotation, cellular component: cell-cell junction. Gene Ontology annotation, biological process: cell-cell adhesion. The record is from RefSeq and is a predicted model, not a curated record. Bases 75 to 1232 code for a protein of 385 amino acids. The transcript is spliced from 9 exons.